GGCAGGAGCGGCGGUGAGGGUGGGACGCGCGGCGGGGCGCGAGGAGCGGCGGCGGCCCAGCCGGAGCAACAUGGCGCCGGUGGGCGGGGGCGGGCGCCCGGGCGGCGGGCCAGCCGGAGGGUGCCUCCUCCUGGUGGCGCUGGUGCUGCUCUGGGCGCUGGGGGCCUGGGGCCAGGGCGACCUCCAGCGGGGGGCGAUUCUAGGCAUGAGGCUGGCGAGCUGCAACAAAUCGUGUGGGAUGAACUCGGAUGGCAUCAUCUACGUGUCCGAGGGCAGCACCGUGAACCUGAGGCUGUACGGCCACAGGCUGGGCUCCUUCUCCAGCAACCUGAUCUCCUUCGCCGAGGUGGACAACUACGAUAACAUCCACAACUCCACUAACUGUCCCGAGCUCACCAAGGACUUAGUCGUCCAGCAGCUGGUCAACGUGAGCCGCGGCGACACGUCAGGGAUGCUGGUGGUGCUCACUAAGUUCCUCCGGAGGAGCGAGAACAUGAAGCUUUAUGCACUGUGCACCCGGGCCAGCAUGGACCGGCCCUGGCAGAGGUGGACAGACAAAGACUCGCUGCUCUUCAUGGUAGAGGAGGCAGGGAGGUACUUGCCCCUCUGGUUGCACAUCCUCCUCAUCUUCGUGCUGCUAGUGCUAUCGGGCAUAUUUUCUGGCCUCAACUUGGGGCUUAUGGCCCUGGAUCCCAUGGAACUGCGCAUCGUGCAGAACUGUGGUACCCAGAAGGAGAGGCGAUAUGCCCGCAAGAUUGAGCCUAUCCGGCGUAAGGGCAACUACUUGCUCUGCUCACUGCUCCUGGGAAACGUGCUGGUCAACACUUCCCUCACCAUCCUUCUAGACAACCUCAUUGGGUCUGGACUCAUGGCGGUAGCAUCCUCCACCAUAGGCAUUGUUAUUUUUGGGGAGAUUGUACCUCAGUCCCUGUGCUCCCGACAUGGACUGGCUGUAGGUGCCAACACUAUAGUUCUCACCAAAUUCUUUAUGUUAAUCACCUUCCCUCUCAGUUUCCCCAUCAGCAAGCUCCUGGACUUUGUUCUGGGCCAGGAGAUUCGCACUGUUUACAAUCGGGAAAAGCUAAUGGAGAUGUUGAAGGUAACGGAGCCCUAUAAUGACCUCGUGAAAGAGGAGCUAAAUAUGAUCCAGGGUGCCCUGGAACUACGGACCAAAACGGUGGAGGACAUCAUGACCCAGCUCCAAGACUGCUUCAUGAUUCGCAAUGAUGCCAUCCUGGAUUUCAACACCAUGUCUGAGAUUAUGGAAAGUGGUUAUACUCGCAUUCCUGUAUUUGAGGACGAGCAGUCCAACAUUGUAGAUAUUCUCUAUGUGAAAGACUUAGCCUUUGUGGAUCCUGACGACUGCACACCCCUCAAGACCAUCACCCGAUUCUACAAUCACCCAGUGCAUUUUGUCUUCCAUGAUACUAAGCUAGAUGCCAUGCUGGAGGAGUUCAAGAAGGGGAAGUCCCACCUGGCCAUCGUGCAGAAAGUGAACAAUGAGGGUGAAGGGGACCCCUUCUAUGAGGUCCUGGGCCUGGUCACCCUAGAGGAUGUCAUUGAAGAGAUCAUCAAGUCUGAGAUCCUGGAUGAGUCAGAUAUGUACACUGACAACCGAAGCCGGAAACGUGUGUCUGAGAAGAACAAACGCGACUUCUCAGCCUUCAAGGAUGCUGACAAUGAACUCAAAGUGAAAAUUUCACCCCAGCUGCUUCUCGCUGCUCAUCGCUUCCUGGCCACAGAGGUUCCCCAGUUUAACCCCUCUCUGAUAUCGGAGAAAAUCCUGCUUCGUCUUCUCAAAUACCCGGACGUCAUUCAGGAGCUCAAGUUUGAUGAUCACGACAAAUACUGCAGUCACCAUUACUUGUAUGCCCGAAACAAACCAGCUGACUACUUUAUUCUUAUCCUACAAGGGAAGGUGGAAGUGGAGGCUGGGAAAGAGAACAUGAAGUUCGAGACUGGUGCCUUCUCCUACUAUGGGACCAUGGCUCUUUCCUCGGUCCCCUCUGUGCCUUCAACCCAGGUCGGGUGUCCGCCUGGCAAGCAGAACUCCCUGCUCUCCUGGCUCUCAGACCGUUCUCCAACUCAUGCUACCCCCCUCAGUCGCUCAGCUUCCCUCAGUUACCCGGAUCAUACAGAUAACACAAGUGCAACUCCCAUAGCAGGCAGCAGCAACAACCAGUUUGGAAGCUCCAUCCUGGGCCAGUAUAUCUCUGACUUCAGUGUCCGGGCACUCAUGGACCUCCAGUAUAUUAAGAUCACCCGGCAGCAGUACCAGAAUGGACUGCUGGCCUCACGCAUGGAGAACUGUCCUCAGUUUCCCCUGGAUGUCUGUACCAUUUGCACAGAGAACUUGUCUGAGAAGUCUGAGCUGCCUGUGGUGGAUGAAACCACAACUCUUCUCAACCAGCGCAACUCCUUGCUACACAAAGCUUCCCAUGAAAGUACCAUUUGACAGGAGGGCCCGGGGUCCCCCGUCAACUCUACGGGGGCCUCCCCAGUGGGCCCACAUGAAGAUAGGGAGUUUGUUAAGCCAGAAGGGGGUACAGAUAGCCUCGCUGAAUAGCUAGGUGACCCCAGCCUGUAGAGAAUGUGGCCUCUGACAGGGACCUCUGAAUAGCUCUGAGGCAGGGGCUGCCUAGCUCUGGACUGACUGAUGGGGUAUAGGGGUAGAUGUCUGGCUACCAUGAGCAAGGCUGGUUUUUUUUUUUUUUAUUUUAUUGAAUUUUCUAAACUAAGCUCAUCGUUCCUCUUUUAAAAUACCAUUUGGGGAAGGGAGUAGGGAAGGGAAUACAGGGUUAAGGAACUUUAUUUAAAACUUUUUUUUUUCUAAGAAAAAAAAAGACAUUAAAAGGGGUGGGCUCUUACCCCAGGAAGCAAUAGCCAUAAUGCACUCCCAGCCAUAAUCUCCUGGCUUAUGUCCCUGAUUUAGGGAGCCCACUCCUCCUCUCCCAUCUCCAGAGGCCCACUGGGGAAGGGUUUUCUCUUGGGAGGAAAACAGUUCUUCCCAGGAAGUAAAGAACCAAAAAAUGCUUGAGAACAACUGCCUGAACAUUCACUGAGGCUGGUUGGAUGUCUGUGUGGCUUAGGGAUUCUGGGUAGUUGUGAUGAGGGACAGGAUACUUCCAGCACAGAGAGGAAUAUACCUACUCCUGUCAAUCACUGGAUUCAGGAAUUUCCCAGAACUGCUGAUUGGCUCUCCUUGUGAACUGGGGACAACUGAGGAUUCUGACUUCUGCCCUACUGGACUAUUCUCCCCUUGUAAUGAGGCAGACUCAAAGUGCUAGGCAGUCAGUCUCAAGUCUCUCAGAUUGCUUACUUUGCUCCACAGAACUUGGCUUCACUUUUACCAAAGGUCUCCCCUUCAGUAGGAAGAGAAUCUACAUUAGAGGUGAUAUGUCUGUGGGCUAUUGCUUGGUGUCCCAGGAGGGAGGGAAUUUGCUUAUGGGUAUCUGUGUUGUUAGUAAUUAAUACCACCUCCUUUUGUACCCUACAACAAAAAGCCAUGUCUCAGUCUCACUGACCUCUAAAACCCUUCUUCUUUUCAGACUCCCUGCUUCUAAUCUAAAAAUCUGAAUGCCCAUUGGAGACUGAGGGCAAGAGGCCAUGCUGGGAGCCAAGCUAAGCAUGAUCCUCAUGCUUUUUCACCUGUGGCUGAAAUUAAUCUGAUCUUAUUCACCCACAGAACCCAGAAAUGGUUUCCUACACAUCUGGCAGCCCCUUCUAACCUUUUUUUUUUUUUUUUUUUAAUGUAUAUGUAUUUUUAGUGAAGUGUCACCAUGGCUUUUGCUUAAGUUAGUGGCUCUGGACCUAUGAGCUUCUCCCCUACAUGAAAUCCUGCUUGUCCCAGCUUCUUUCCCCUGGGGCUGAAUCAGGCCCUGCUGCAGAGACCAGACCUCCCACUACAGGGGAGGUUGUGGGACCAAGGGAUAUUGGCUUUUCUGUCGGGUGGAACCGGAGCAACAACCAAGAUCCAGGCAAGGAAAAUUCUGCAGACCUUUUGCCUGAGUAAAUUUAUUCACUUUUUUCUCAAAUCAAUGGAGUCCUGUCACCCCAAGUGCUCUGCUUUUCAGGUACCUAGAGAGUCCUAACUCUUGGGACCAGGAAAUGUCUUAUACUGAGUAUGCCUGCCCCUGGCCAGUUUAUAGUCUUCCCCAGUCACAAAAUUUAUUCCUAAAAGUCUGGAGAGAAGAUGUUGACACCAUGGCUUCUUUGCCAAAAGGAAAAAAAGAUAGCAAACCUUUGUUCCCUAUUUUCAGUAGGAGCAGCUUGCUUCCUGAGUGCACAUGGGAGCUUGCAAAGCUGUGUUCCUGAGACUCAAGUGCCAAGCGGAGCAAACCACAUUGGCCUGAAUCAAGUGUGUGUGAAGUAAAGGGAGCAGGUACACACACUUCCACAGCUACCUCCUUGCACACACAGUUACUAUCAGCAGAUGGUCCCUCCUUCUCCUGACUCUCCUCCCCUUCCCCGUUUAUAAUCACUUCUUGCAGAGGGUCAUAAUUAUUUCCAAAUAUUACUGGUCCAAUGACUUCCUCCUCCCAGUGCAAUUUAUCACUUCCUAUUCCAACCUCUGGUUCCUGGGCUGAGCCAUACCCUAGAACUGGCCCAUCCCUGCAUGUCUUCCUGUGUAAGGGAGACCAUCGCAAAUGGCCUCCAAAUGGGUAGGCAAGUCACAGCCACCAUAGUAAAUAACUCAUAUUUAUUUUGCAUAAGAUUUUAAUUUGUAUAUUUUUGUGAUUUAUUUUGGCAUUGUUAUAAGUUUGACUCUCGGGGAGUUUUGUUGUUACGACUCUUGUGUCUUUUGUCACAAAACAAUGAUAAUAUUUGCUAAACAAUAUAUGGAAUUUAUUUUUGAUUGGUAAUAAAAAUGAAAUAUGUAUAAA
Messenger RNA from Erinaceus europaeus (western European hedgehog), 4883 nucleotides. It is a transcript of the gene CNNM4, whose product is annotated as cyclin and CBS domain divalent metal cation transport mediator 4. Bases 71 to 2455 code for a protein of 794 amino acids. Gene Ontology annotation, cellular component: plasma membrane. Gene Ontology annotation, biological process: magnesium ion transport; magnesium ion homeostasis. NCBI's taxonomy places the organism in Eukaryota, Metazoa, Chordata, Mammalia, Eulipotyphla, Erinaceidae. The transcript has 8 exons. The record is from RefSeq and is a predicted model, not a curated record. Gene Ontology annotation, molecular function: sodium ion transmembrane transporter activity; magnesium ion transmembrane transporter activity.